AUGACUACAUUAAAAUUAUAUUUGACAAAUAAAGAACAAAUUGAAUGUGAUAGGAUAAAUUUACAAUCUGAUAAAACAUCAGUUAUAUAUAAAUCAGAAUAUAAAUAUAAUAAUAAUAUAUAUUGCCCUAAUAAUGAUAAUAACAAUAAUAGUGAUAAUAAUGUAUUCAAUAAGACUAUAAAUAAAGAACAUCAAUUAAUAAAUCUUCCUGUACCAUCUUCAACAUCAAUAGAAUUAGCUACAAUAAAUAAUAUUGAUUAUAUUAAUCAACGAAAUUGGAAUAAAUAUAAACAAUUAAAUAAUUUACAAAAAUUAUUUAUUUUUUGCAUACCAUUCUAUUAUUUAAUUGAUUUAUAUUUAAAUAUUUAUAAUAAAUUUUGUAUCUUAUCAAAAUAUAAAAAAUGGAAUAAUAAUAGUUAUUAUUAUUUAUUUAUUAAAUUAAAUAAUAAUUUAUUAAAAAUCUUUUAUAAUUAUUUAUUUAAAUUAACAAUAAUUAUUAUUAUAACAAUAAUGAUUAUUAUUAUCUAUUAUUUAUUUAUUAAUAUAUUGAAUUAUAAUUUAUAUAUAUCAAUAUUAUUCAGUAUUUAUAUUAUAAUAUUUUUAAUAUUUAAUUUUUCAUUAGAUAUUCAAUGUAUUACAUUCAUGAUAUUAUCUUAUUUAACUACAUCUUAUAUAAGAUGGUUAUUAUUAAUGUAUGCUACUUAUAUAAUUAUUUUUGAAUUAAUUUUAAAUAUUUUAUAUCAUUUUGAAAUAAUAAAAUGUUUAUUUAAUUAUAUUACUUAUUUAAAUGUAAUUAAUUUAAACAAGUUAAAUGAUUUUCUAUUAAAUGUAUUAAAGAUUUCAAUUGAAAAUUUAAUAAAUGAAUAUAAUUCUAUGUUAUAUAAUAUACGUAACACAUUAUUCAAUAUUCAUUUAUUUACGUUAAAAUUAAUUACAAUAAUAAACAAUAAUAAUAUAUGGAUUAAAUCUAUAUAUAAUUCAUGUAAAAAUACUGAUGAGGUGUAUAAUUUAUGUCGAAAUUUUUUUAAUAAAGCAUAUAUAUUAUGUAAUAAUGAAUUAGAUAUCCCUAAUAAUUCAUGUGAUUACAUAAUAUUUUAUAAAAAUAAUAUAUGUAAUGCAAUACAAAUAUCUACUAAUGAAUGUGAUAAUUAUAAUCAAAUGAUAUUAUAUCAUUUAAAUAUUACAUUAAAAAAGAAUUUAAAUAAUAAAAUAGAAAACAUAUUAAAUACUAUUGGACAUGAUAAUAUAACAACAACAAUAAUGAAUUUUAAUGAAUCUAAACAAAUGAUUCAUAAAAUGGAUAAUGAAAUUAUUGAUUUAAAGCAAAUAAAUAGUUUUAUAAAUUAUAUUGAAGAAACAAAAUUAUUUAUUUUAUGGUUUUUAUUUUUAUGGGCAUUAGUUACUAUGAUAAAAUUAUUUAUUAAAGCAAUUGUAUUUAGAAAUUUAUGGUUGAGUCAAAUCACAUUUGAGAAUAGUUAUAUAACUUCAGAAUAUAUUCAACAGGAGAAACAAGCAAUUCUACAAGGAAUUCCUUCAACGUUUCCACUUACACAUAAUGAAUCGAAACAUUAUAAAUUAUUAACUAGUUUCAGUUGGAGUCACAAUGAAAAGAAUAAAAUGAAAUGUUCAAACACAUUGUUUAAUGUAUGGAUAGUUUUAAUUAUUAUAAUUAUAUUACUUAUUCAAAUUAUACACAAUUCUUUACUUUCCUUGACCUCUUUAAUUUCAAAUGAUUUCAUUCAGCCUAGAACAAGAUAUUCUCAUAAUGAUGAUAAUUUAAAUUUCAGUUCUGAAAUAUUUAAUAAAAUUCCAUAUCAAUCAAUUAUUGUUAGUGGAACAUUUUAUGAAAAUAUUGUAAGAAAUAUACUUGAUUUACUAAUUCACUCAAAAGAUACAAUAAUUAAUAAUGAUGUUACAGUUUGUCACCCAAUAUCAAGUUCACAGGAUUUCAAUGAUAAUAUAAUCGUUAUAACAUUAUUAGUUCUAACGAUUAUAAGCCAAUUAAUUGAAGUAUAUAUUAUGAGAUUGCGUCAUAUAAUUAUGAUUUGGUACUAUCCAGAAAGAUCAAAUCAGCGGGCUUCAUGGUUACGCGCUCAUAUACGAAAUAAUCGUAAACUUUUUAAUGAUUUCAAAUAUACAUCGGGAGACACCACUGAUAAACAUGGUUGCUGUUUUACAAAUAAUCCAAAAAUAAAGCAUGUUUUAGCAGGAUUUAGUAUCAAACGUAUUACAUGUUUUUGGUGCAAUAAAGAAAGUUAUCCAUCAAAAAAACAGAAACCGAUAGAGAAUGCUUCUCAAUAUUCUGGAAAUGUACAUGGAUGUAGUAUAUGUCAGCUGGAUCUUGGAAAUAUCUGCAUAAAAUGUCGUACAUUAUUAUCUUUGAAAUAUUCACAAAUUGGCUUAGAACAUUUAAACAAUGAGGAGUAUACAACUAUGAAUUCAGUGUAUUCACGAAGAGAUGAUCAGUAUUGACGUUAACUUGUUCAUGAAUCUACAGUGGUAAAAACUGUAAAUUAUUAAUUUUGAUGAAUACCAGUUAUGGAUUAUUUUACCAUAUGCUUAUUUCAGUCAAGUUUCAUUACAGAAACUCGAUUACAUUAGUACUGAAAUUUAAA
This is a messenger RNA of Schistosoma spindalis, 2615 nucleotides long. The record is from the annotation of a GenBank genome assembly. NCBI's taxonomy places the organism in Eukaryota, Metazoa, Platyhelminthes, Trematoda, Strigeidida, Schistosomatidae.